This is a messenger RNA of Centrocercus urophasianus (Greater sage-grouse), 2246 nucleotides long. RefSeq names its product F-box protein 21 (gene FBXO21). NCBI's taxonomy places the organism in Eukaryota, Metazoa, Chordata, Aves, Galliformes, Phasianidae. The coding region runs from base 1 to 1785 and encodes 594 amino acids. The record is from RefSeq and is a predicted model, not a curated record. Gene Ontology annotation, molecular function: DNA binding; protein binding. The transcript has 12 exons.
AUGGCGGCGGCCGAGGCGGAGCGGCCGUGCCUGACGGACCUGCCGGGAGAGCUGCUGGAGCUCAUCCUGUGCUGCGACGUGCUGGGCGCCGCCGACAUCGGGCGGGUGGCGUGCACCUGCCGCCGGCUGAGGGAAACCUGCCAGCCCCGCGGCAAGGUGUGGCGGGAGCGCUUCCGCCUCAGGUGGCCAUCGCUACUGAAGUACUACAGCCACACAGACAGUGUCAGCUGGCUUGAAGAAUACAAAGCACGGCACAAUGCUGGCCUAGAAGCCCAGAGAAUUGUAGCUUCCUUCUCCAAAAGGUUCUUCUCAGAGCAUGUUCCCUGUGAUGGAUUCAGUGACAUUGAGACUCUUGGGUGCCCAAGUCACUUCUUUGAGGAUGAGCUGAUGUGUAUCCUUAACAUGGAAGGCAGGAAAGGUCUCACCUGGAAGUACUAUGCAAAGAAAAUUCUAUACUUCCUACGGCAGCAAAACAUAUUAAAGAAUCUGAAGGAGUAUCUGCAGCGCCCUGCUGAGCAGCAGUCGUUCCUGGAGGGUGCUGUUUUGAUUGACCAGUAUUGCAAUCCACUGUCAGACAUCUGCUUAAAGGGCGUCCAGGCGCAGGUGGACGAGAUCACAGACAAAGUGCGCAAAGCGCUCCGGGCCAAAAACCCAAGGCACCCCAGCGUGGCUUCCAAGGCAGGAGAGAUCCUGAUUCCAGAAGUGGAGCUUCAGCGGCAGGUACUUGAUGCUAUGAACUGUGUCCUAUACGAGCAGUUAAAAUACAAAGGAAAUGAACUGGAUUACUAUAACUCCCUGAAUUCAUACAUUCAUCAGGUUUUGAUCCGCAGAACAGGAAUUCCUAUCAGUUUGUCUGUGCUGUAUUUAACAAUUGCCAGGCAGCUGGGAGUCAAACUUGAGCCAGUCAACUUCCCUAGUCACUUUCUGCUGCGAUGGUGUCAAGGAAAAGAAGGAAGCACAGAUAUCUUUGACUACACCUACAUUGAUGCCUUUGGGAAGGGGAAGCAGCUGACGGUGAAGGAGUGCGAGUACCUCAUAGGGCACCACGUGACAGAGGAGUUCUACGGGGUGGUGACUUCAAAGGAGGUCCUGCAGCGUAUGGUGGGAAAUCUCCUCAACCUGGGCAAGCGAGAAAGCACUGAUCAGUCUUAUCAACUCUUGAGAGACUCGUUGGAUCUGUACCUGGCCAUGUAUCCGGACAAUGUGCAGCAUCUAAUGCUCCAGGCUAGGUUAUACUUCCACCUGGGAAUCUGGCCAGAAAAGGUUCUGGACAUCCUGCAGCACAUCCAGGCUCUGGACCCAUCGCAGCACGGGGCUGUGGGGUACCUGGUGCAGCACACCCUGGAGCACAUCGAGCGUCGGAAGGAGGAGGUGGGACCUGAGGUGAAGCACCGUUCGGAUGAGAAGCACAAAGAGGUCUGCUUCUCAAUUGGGCUGAUUAUGAAACACAAGAGGUAUGGCUACAACUGUGUGAUUUAUGGCUGGGACCCUGCCUGCAUGAUGGGACACGAAUGGAUCCGGAAUAUGAAUGUGCACAGCCUCCCCCACGGCCCCCACCAGCCCUUCUACAACGUGCUGGUGGAAGAUGGCUCUUGCAGAUACGCUGCUCAAGAGAACCUGGAGCACAACUCGGAGCCUCGGGAGAUUCCUCACCCCGACAUCGGCCGCUAUUUCUCAGAGUUCUCUGGCACUCACUACCUGGCCAACGCCGAGCUGGAGCUGCGCUACCCGGAGGACCUGGAGCUGACGUGCAGCACGGUGCAGAAGAUCUACAGCAAGGAGUGAACGCCAGCAGCGACCCGAGGACGGAAGCAGACCGGAGUGCAGCUUUACCCUCUUUGCAAGACUUGCCCAGGGGGCGAGUUUGGUGACAAUCCUUUGGCUUGAUGCACUGAAAACUGCAUUAAACCUCGUAAGCGGUGCUAUAGAAUCUUUCUGUUGCCUGCCUGCCCGUUCUGGCCCGCAGGGACGCUGUGGUGAGGAGCCCAGGCUGAGGGUCUCGCAGGGCUGGUGGUGCUGAGCAGCGUGCUGUCCUUUGGAAGAUCUGCCCGUGAGCUGGAGCUGUGCUUGUCCUGCCUAGAAGGCCGGCACCGUGAGAUCCCUGGCGUGGAAGAACCCCGUCUUCCAGAGAAGUUGCUUGUCCUUACAGUGUUGUGGGGUUUUGUUUUGGUUGGUUUUGUUUUUUUUUUUCUUUUCUUAAUCUGUGUCUCAUGCAGGUGGUAGUUUUUAAAGCCUGUAACGUUCCA